Messenger RNA from Gavialis gangeticus (Gharial), 2129 nucleotides. RefSeq names its product polyamine-modulated factor 1-binding protein 1-like. Gene Ontology annotation, biological process: spermatogenesis. The transcript is spliced from 8 exons. Lineage: Eukaryota; Metazoa; Chordata; Crocodylia; Gavialidae. The record is from RefSeq and is a predicted model, not a curated record. The coding region runs from base 972 to 2129 and encodes 385 amino acids.
GCACCAGCAGCUGGAGGCGCUGCAGAGUGAGGUACCUGUGCUGCCUGCGCAGCCACUGGGCAGGAGCCUCUCCCCUGUGCCAGCACGGGGGGGCCGGUCCUUGCUGCCUCUUCCUGCCCACUCCCAUUUGCUCGGCCCCCGUCAGCUUCGCCUUGGCCUUAGCCUGCUCCAGCAGCUGCACUCACACUGGGGCCACAUCCGGCCUCCUGUCUGCCAGCCCGUGCCUGGUGCCUGCUGCUCUAGCAAGGCUGAGACCCCACGACUUAGCUGCCUCUUCUUUCCCAGCUAUGGCAGAGCACAGUGGUCCCCCCGCGGCCCAGGCUGCUCCUGCUAGCGCGGCCGGGAAGGCAAGUUGUUCCCCUCAUCGACCUCUAUGAGCUGAGCAGCAUCUCUGGAGUUGGCGCUGUGGGCUUUUGCAGGUGCACAGUCACGACCAGAUCGUUGCAACACUCGAGAGACGCCUGGGAGCUGCCAAGGAGGAGCUGGCACGAGCUGCGGGCGAGGUGGGAAGCCCUGGAGCAAGGUGCUGGGGCCUAGGGCAGGCGACAGGCUCUGCCCUGGCAGACGGGCAGCUGUGGGGCCCUCGCUUCUCUGCACACUGCAGCACCGCAUCACUCCCUGUCCUGCUCACGUCGGCCUCUCCAUCGGGCCGGUGCUCGUUGACACCUUGAUGAUGUUUCCUGCCUCAUCUCAUGGGCUCCAACCCCAUCUUGUGCCAGGCGGCAGCUGGGCUGAGCAGUGCCCAGUGGCAUGGACAGGAAGCAGUGCCCGUGGCCACCCCCCCAUGCUGAUAGCCAUCCGCUCUGCCCCCCCCGGGCCAGACACAGGCGCUACUGCUGGAGCAGCUGCAGGCAGAGCUGCAACUGAGCCGGGAGAGCCGCGAGGCCGAACUGCAGGGCCGGUGGCAGGAGCUGGACGCCUGCAAGGGGCAGCUUAAGGAGACGCAGGUGCAGCUGCGGCAGCAGGAGGCCAUGAUGGUGGCACAGGGCCGGGACCUGGAGCACCGGCUGCAGCAGUGCAGGGUGCUGCAGGAGGAGGUGCAGCAGCAGGCGCAGGAGCUGGCGCGGCGGCAGGAGCAGCUGCAGACAGCACAGGAGCAUUUGGCUGUGGCCAAGGACAGCUUCAGCCUGUGCCAGGAGAAGCAUGAGGCGGUGCUGAGCCGGGUGCAGAGCCUGGAGCAGGACCUUCGAGACGCCCGCAGCCAGGUCAGGGAGUGUGAUGACACCAUCGCCAGGCUGUGCAGUGAGCAGCUGGCUGUGAGGAGCCAGGUGGAGGAGGCCGUGGAGUGGCUGCGCCAAGAGCUCCAGGCCACCCAGGAGGACCUGGCCCACAGUCAGCAGCAGGCCCAGCAGUGCGAGGACAAGGCCCAGCGGCUCUGGGAGCAGCUGGCUGCCAGCCACAGCCAGGUGGUGGCAGGCACGGCGGCACUGAGGGACGCUCACUCGGAGUUUGCCUCCUACACGGCUGCUCACAGCCACAGCAACGCCAGCUACGACCGCCUGGCACUCCAGGCCAUGGCGCUUCAGCAGAGGCUGCUGGAGCUGGAGCUGGAGCUGGAGCUGGAGGUGGAGAGCACCGUGCAUCAGCAGCAGGCAGAGGAGGCCGAGCGCCUGGCCCAGGACUGGGAGCUGCAGCUGGAGCAGGUGGCAGAGCAGAAGUGCAGCACCACGAGAGCUGUGGCGCGGGCACAGCAGGAGGAGCGGGCACUGCUGGCCCAGGGCAGCCUGCAGAGUGUGCAGGAGCAGCUGUGGCAGUGCCAGGCCGAAGCUGUGCGGCUCCAGCAGGACGGGCGGCACCGCGAAGCCGAGCUGCGGGUGCUGCGGGACCGAGCUGCCACCAGCCAGCAAGAGGCCCAGCAGAGCAGGGAGCUGCUCCAGCGCCUGAGAGAGGAGCUGAGCCAGUGGCAGGAGAAGCACGAGGCAGCCAUGCGACAGGGCCUGGAGCUGCAGCAGGCCACGGCUACCGCUCUGCAGGUGCAGGAGGUGAUGCAGCAGGCCCUGCGCAAGGAGCGGAGGCAGGAGCAGUGCCGUGCCGAUGAGCUGCAGGAGCAGCUGCAGCAUGCCACAGAGCAGGCAAGUGCAUUGGAGCUGGCGGGUGCCGUGCUGCAACAGCAGCCAGCAGGGCGGUGA